AUGGCUGCCAACAAUGCAAAGCAAGAAAAGUCAAGGCAGGUCUUUUCGAAUAAUCUCAGUUCACGCUGCGAGUGUGACGAACAGGCACCAUAUUGCCGCAAUUGCAAGUAUCGCCGCGUGAAUUGCAGCUUCCUGUCACAAUGGAGCCAGACCCCCAGCUUCAAACCACCGACACACAGUCGCCUUCAGCCUUGCCAACCAUCGAACGAAACGCAACAGAACAGCUUCCUCCCAUCCGGCCUCUCAACCAUCUCCCCGCCUACCACCUGCGCACACAAUCGUAGCCCGCUAUUGCAGCAACUCGAGUUAAUGCAUCAUUACGCUACGACUUCGUUCGCUUGCUUCUCUGACUACGAAGCCUACAGGUCCGUGUGGCAGAUAACGGUCCCCCAAGAGGCGCAAUCGUAUCCCUUCCUCAUGCAUAUCAUCCUCGCCAUAUCUGCCCUACAUAUCUGCCAUCUUCGUGACUCUGAUCAUAGGAAAGGGUCGUACAAGGAAUUGGCACGCGCACACUACCAUGAUGCGGUAGUCGCAUUUCGUUCGACGGUGUCGCAAAUAACGAGGUCUAACAGCAGUGCCGUGUUCGCAUUCUCUCAUUUAACAAUCUAUUUUGCAUUCGGCUCGUCAAAAUUCUCAGUGAACAACGGACGAAUGGAAGACCCAAUCGGAGAGUUGCUAGAUGUGCUCCUACUUCUUAGAACUGCCAUGGAGGCUCUACGAUCAUCCUGGGACUCUCUUGUUGAUGGCCCACUUGCGAUGCUGCUUCAACGUGGGCCAACGAUUACGGACCGUCGGUACCUCCCUCUAGAUAUUGCCGAGGGACUCGAGCUCAUGGAGCAAUUCUACCACAGUUUGCCCCUUACUCGAGAUGCCCACGCCACACCCCACGAGACUUAUCAAGUCGCCAUCCAACAACUUUGGGACUCCUUUGUCAUGGCAGAAACGAAACGCAAGGACUGGUCGAUGGCUCUACGAUUCCCGAUCAUAUUUUCUGAGCAGACUCUACUGUCCUGGAAGCGGCGAGAUCCGAUAGGCUUAGUGCUUUUGGCGCACUUUUGUGUUUUGCUUUGUCGAGCCCCAGCGCGAUGGUGGGCCGAUGGCUGGGCCGAGCAAGUCAUUGAUGCUGUAUCUAGAAGUCUAGAUGAGCGCUGGAGGCAUGCAAUUGCAUGGCCAAUGAAAAUAAUUGGCAUGAACCUGCAAGACUCGGAUUUAAAUUCUGCUAAUGGUAAUUCAUUCCAUUAA
Molecule: messenger RNA, 1242 nt
Organism: Histoplasma capsulatum G186AR
Lineage: Eukaryota; Fungi; Ascomycota; Eurotiomycetes; Onygenales; Ajellomycetaceae
Product: C6 zinc finger domain-containing protein
Exons: 2
Coding region: 1-1242 (413 amino acids)
Biological process (GO): regulation of transcription by RNA polymerase II
Molecular function (GO): DNA-binding transcription activator activity, RNA polymerase II-specific
Source: RefSeq, a predicted model, not a curated record